AUGCCACAUUACAAACUAACAUAUUUCCCAGUACGCGGAUUGGCCGAGCCCAUCCGGCUUUGUUUUCAUUAUGCUGGAGAGAAAUUCGAGGAUUAUCGUGUACCUAAAGAUGCUUAUGGCGCGCUAAAACCAUGUAAGUAUGUGCACUCAAAUAAACUUUGUUAUUUCGAAAUACUUUUUAAUUGGCUUGCAGUACAACUAGUUGUAGUAGUUAAUAUGAAUUGACUAAAAAUUUGAAAAAAUUUAUAUUUUUUUAAAAAUUUUAAAAAAUUUUUUAAAAUUUUGAUAAGGUUUAUAGUACUCAUAAUAUCUAUAGUACACAUAAUAUUUAUAGUACUAUAAGAACAGUUUGAAGCCUUAAAAACGACCAAAAAGCCCUGAAGAUCAAAGCUAAAUAUAAAAAAAGUCAGCUUAAAACCAAAAAAAUCUUAAUAUUUAGAUAACAAAACAUUUUUUAUGCCGCUAAUAUGACUGCCAUACCAUAAAAGAUCAUUAAAACUGACUUUUAAACUUUUCAAACCAUAAAAACAGCAAAAAGUCACCCUGCGUCUGACGGGAAUCGAACCCGUGUCGAUUGCUUGGAAGGCAACCAUGCUGACCAUUACACCACAGACGCGCAUGCUCAACUUUCUCUUAAUAGCCGUGAAAUCCUCCGUUAUAUCUUUGCAACCCACUAAUAUGUCAUUAGAAAAAAGCGCGGUUGAUUUACGCUAGCGCAAAAUGAUAUACUGACCAAAAGACGAGUUUGCUCUUUGUCUCUUGACCCAAAUAUAGAUAUCUAUCGUCAAAUUAAGGGAGUUUAAGCAAGAGCGUCUGUGGUGUAAUGGUCAGCAUGGUUGCCUUCCAAGCAAUCGACACGGGUUCGAUUCCCGUCAGACGCAGUAUGACUUUUGCUAUUUGCAGUAGUACUGGUAAUGUUUUUUUUCUUUUUAGUAAUACUAGUAAUAAUGCCUAAAAUAUGUGCCUAAGCCUAAAAUAAGUCUCUAAGCCUAAAUGUGUAGCUAAGCUUAAAAUUGUGUGUCUAAGCCUGAAAUGUGUACGUAAGCCAAAAAUGUGUACCUAAGCCUAAAAUUGUGUGUCUAAGCCUAAAAUGUGCACCUAAGCCUACAAUUGUGUGUUUAAGAUUAAAAUGUGUACUUAAGUCUAAAAUUAUGUGCGUAAGCCUAAAAUGUGUAACUAAGCCUAAAGUGACUUUCUAAGCCUAAAAUGUGUACCUAAGGUUAAAAUGUGCACCUAAGCCUAAAAUGUGUACGUAAGCCAGGGCUUUUUAAGAUUUGUAGUAAAGUAACGCUAGUACAGGUUAUUGUGCUAUGUAGUACGUACUACUUUCUCCAAACUUAAAAAUUCUACUUUCAGUAACCCCCUAUGGUCAAUUACCAAUUCUCGAAGUAGACGGCCAUCAGCUAGUACAAUCUGGUGCUAUUCUUCGUUAUGUGGCUAGAAAAUUCAAUUUGAUUGGUAAGAAUGAAUGGGAAACGGCUAAGGCUGACGAAAUUUGGUCGUUUUUCUACGAUUCAAUGAGAGCCCAUAUUAGGUAUACUCAUUUCAAAGGAGGAAAACCUGAUUUUCCUGAAGACACCGAGGUAAAUUUUAUUCAUAAUUUCAAUUUUUUAAAAAUCAAUGAAGCUUGGCAAUCAAUUUGAAAAAAAAAAUUUUUUUUAAAUUAACUAUGUUACCAUCACAAGAUAACACUACUAAUCCCUCAAUAUAGCAAAUUCGUGACUGUGUCCACGAAGCACUCAAUUUUAUCCUAUCAGGCUUGUUUUGCCUUAACCAAAACGAAAAGCCUGCUUCAGUGCUGCCUAACAUUCCAAUACGUAACCAGGUUGGUGCAGUGUGAUAAUGUACUAACACUACUAAUCAAUCAGAGUUCUCAAAUUUAGCAUUUUCUGAGUUUUGUUUACCUACGGCAUUGGCUUUUUUGAAUUUUUGCUUUGGCUGCGGCUCUAGCUUCGAAGCCAGAGUUACAGAGCAAUAGCCAAGCCGUUACGGCGAGGAACCGUGCCGUAAUUGGGCAUGGAGAACGGGCCGGGCCCGCUUUUUAGGCCCGGUUUAAUUUAAGUUUUUCUCAUAUCCGGCCCGGACCGGCCUGAUAUUUUAUACGUGGAAACGGGCCAGUCUUUUCGGGCCGGAUUGGGCUUUUUCGAGACUUCCAGGCCCGGCCCGACUUAAGUUUUUCUCGGGCUUGUUCUGUUUCCCAUAUCUAGCCAAAUUCGAUUUCUGGCUUUGGUUUCAACCCUAGCUUUGUCUUUUUUUAAAACUUCUUGUUACAGCUUUGGAGCUUCAGCUCCGAAGCAGUAGCUGCCUCAGAACUGGUUCUGGAGGCCUUGAAAACUCUGGUUAUAACCCUGCACUAACAAAAACAUAGCUUAUAACAUGAAAUUUAUUAAAAAUUGUCUAAAAAAUAGUAAACAGUACCAAACUACUUUAAAUACAACCUUCUAGGACUCCCUAUACAGUACCAACUUCCUACCAAUAGCACAAAAGUCUCUAUCCGUUUACUCCAAGUUUUUACGUGAAGCCAAUAGUGGAUUUGCCUUACCUGGAGGCCUUUCUUAUGCUGAUUUUGUGAUUGCUGAACAUGUUCAAACUAUCGAGAAUCUAGACCCCAAUUUGGCUGCUACUCAUCCUGACCUUUUGGACUAUAAAAGACGAAUUCAUGCUUUACCACAGUUGCACAACUACUUGGCUUCGAGACCACAUAGUGUUGGUUAA
Molecule: messenger RNA, 2715 nt
Organism: Bursaphelenchus okinawaensis
Lineage: Eukaryota; Metazoa; Nematoda; Chromadorea; Rhabditida; Aphelenchoididae
Source: the annotation of a GenBank genome assembly